AUGAAGCGAUGUAACCGUUGCCAUAUCAAUUUGCGAGCGGGCGACCGAGUAAUUCCAAUCAAAUGUCAAUUUUCGCGCCGAAACGUCAAACGUCAGUCGGCCAUCUUGGGGCAUGCUCAUUGGCGCGCUCGGGGGUUGGCCGCGGGGCGAGCAGAGGGACGUACUGCCGUCCCGCUCGCGCACCGUUACGUAAUACGGAACCGGGCGAGCGGCGUGAGGCCGCGGCGCGAGUUCCGCAUGCGGGAGCCAGUCCGAAGGGUUGCUAUCGAUUUUUCCGCCGGGUUUGCGGCAGUCGCCCGUCACGCCGGUGCCCAGCGCGAAAAAACACACCCGUGCCGCGCUCCGCGUGCUAAGGCGCCCGUUUCGCGUGCAAAACCCAAAAGUCGCGGCUCAAUCUCGGUUUGGCGGUAUCGAUUGGGCCCGAAACGCGUCAGUUUGUGCGACUGUCCUGUCCUGCGAGCGAGAUUUCCAGCGUCACAUGCGCCUGGUUCCCUUCGCCAGGAGGGCGUAGAGCUUAGCCCCUGUCCCGCGCCAACGCCCCCCGAGGCUGCCCCCAGA
This is a messenger RNA of Iphiclides podalirius (scarce swallowtail), 558 nucleotides long. Lineage: Eukaryota; Metazoa; Arthropoda; Insecta; Lepidoptera; Papilionidae. The record is from the annotation of a GenBank genome assembly.